UUCACAAUGCUGCCCUACUUUAGCAUAUGUGCUCUUCUUAUAGUCACUAUUACCCUGAGCCCUGCGACUGCUGCACCAUGGAAUGAAAAACAUGCUACCAGAGAAUAUGUCUAUCCUCCUCUGUGGGAACUUGCCCCUGAAAAUCUGUUGGAUUUCCCAGUAAAGGGCAACAAAAUUGUCAUCAAUGCUUGGAACUAUCAAGAACGGCUGGGAAUGUAUAAGAACUUGCUAAAAUCUUCAGCCAAAUAUUUUACUGCUUUUGGAUCACAAAAUAUUGGCAAUAUUCUCUGGGGAUUACCGUCGCAGCAUGGGUGGCAGUUUCAUACAGGCAGAUUAGCAGAUCCUUCCAGAGCAACUUCCUGUGGCUAUGAAGAUGGAGAUCUCCUGUGCAUAUCUGUAAGAAGCUGGUGGUCCAAUAUAAAUUACUACCUGGCUGUCAUACCCUUUCUGGCAGCAGUGGAGGCUGGCCUCUUUGGGCAGCUGCAGUACCAGAUAGAAAUAUUGCCACCAGAGGAGCAAAGAGCUGAUUUCUGUUACAGUGUUGCCGACUGCCGGUCUCAGGUUCCCAACCUCAUGGAUGAAUGGAAGGCCUACUUUGAAUAUCUAUUAUCAACUGAACACAAAGCCGUGAGGCCUGCAACCUUCUCCUCCUUCCAACUGGAUGAUGCCCUUGGUCUCAUGUGGAAGGCGCACACCACCUCCAAUGCUUAUGCGGUGCCCAAGUUCCAGGACAACUUAAAAUAUCUCUCUGUUCCAGAAGAAAAUUUUGGUAUAGACUGGGCUACCGGUGUAGAUUUCAUUGCAGCCACAUACUUCUCUACAGAUUUACCAACCGUGAAUAGCUUCCAGGCUUUCCUGCCCCAGAGGAUGCUCGUUGAAGGGGAUGUCCCCCCAUUCAUUAGUGACUUCAGUCCACAGCAAAACAGAGUCCUGCUUUCACUGAAAGUUCUUUCCAAAGCAAAUGAAUUAACAGGAGGAUUGCUGUUGAAGCUCUGGGAAAAGUCUAUGUCUACUGAAGCAGGAAGAGAAAUGGGGAGAAAACUGAUUGAAGGCUUGGUUUCAGGCCAGAAGUUUGACUGGUGGGAAUAUAUAAUUAUUUGAAAGGAGCAGAUUUGAAAGCAUCCAGUUUCUUGAGAAAAAGCAGUUCCGGUAUUCUUUGAUUUAAUGUUUUAGCAGGUAUGUGUCUGGUAAUCUGGUUUUGGUAAUGCCUUACAUCAGAAUUUCCUGAGUAGCCAUGUGUACAUCUCUCUCAUAUUGAAUCAAUAUUUUUGUCUUUAAUUUUCCUAAUUAGCUCAUUUGUUUAACUCAAUUCCUUACAAAUGAAAGGCCUCACAGAAAAUCUUACUUUAUUACUUUUUUUUUACUUCAAAUAUAAUGUAUCAUGAUUGGAGACAAAAUUAAAUAAAAGCAAAUUAUAUUCUG
Messenger RNA from Columba livia (rock pigeon), 1422 nucleotides. RefSeq names its product chromosome 3 C6orf58 homolog (gene C3H6orf58). The record is from RefSeq and is a predicted model, not a curated record. NCBI's taxonomy places the organism in Eukaryota, Metazoa, Chordata, Aves, Columbiformes, Columbidae.